CAUCCUCAUUAACGCCACAGAACAUCAAACACACCUAGAUCUACCAUUGCUUCCUUUCCUGCACCACUAUCAAGUCAGGUGCUCAGCGCUCAUCACUCUCACUUCAAGUAUAUAUAUCUGGGUGUAUGCAGGACGUCUUCAGAGAAGUAGGCCCACUUGCAAUGCAUGCUAGUCUCGCAGGAUGAGAUAUCUUGGUACCGUGCAACACUAAUAUUGCCUGUCCUACGAGUUCAGCAUAUGUAUAUGAUGCGUGGCUGAUGAUGUGCAUGACACGCUUCAGCUUCUUAUUCACAUGCAUGAAACUUGAACUUCAUCGGAUUCUCGCGUUCGAUACGGUGGUAUCCAUACGAACGGGAUCUCCUCGCUCAGAGUCGCACUCUCACCACACCGAUCCAAACAUUCAUCAGAACAAAUUUAUCAAAGAUAUCGACAACGAACGGAACGCCGAUGUUUGUUUUAGCCAUCCGCUGGAAGUACGUUGUCCGUCUCUUGCACCUCCUUCAUGGACGGCUCCCACAAAGGUUUCGUCGCCUAGGCUCGUUUACUUUAUCACCAUCUUCAGCGCCCCGACCUGCACGCCAUCGUAUGAAUACUUCGCAGUUAUCGUCAUCGAUCCACCCUCAAUUUGAACGCAGGUCGCACUACAACAGCUACGCUCUCAAUCUCAAGCACCAUCAUCUACUAUCUUUUUCGUGGCCAGGUCUCUCCUGUAUCCAACGAAGAACCUUCGU
Suillus subaureus is the source of this 731-nucleotide messenger RNA. RefSeq lists its product as uncharacterized. The coding region runs from base 258 to 629 and encodes 123 amino acids. The record is from RefSeq and is a predicted model, not a curated record. The transcript has 5 exons. NCBI's taxonomy places the organism in Eukaryota, Fungi, Basidiomycota, Agaricomycetes, Boletales, Suillaceae.